Messenger RNA from Arabis nemorensis, 480 nucleotides. The record is from the annotation of a GenBank genome assembly. Lineage: Eukaryota; Viridiplantae; Streptophyta; Magnoliopsida; Brassicales; Brassicaceae.
AUGAAGAGGCUCCGAGGUUUCAAGAUCGGUCAUAAAUUCGUCAAGAUCUUCAAAUGGAUAUUCCGAAACAGAAGAAUCCAAACCGGAAAACGCCAAUGCCUGACCGGACUUCUCAACCCGGUUCCAAAACUCUGUUCUUUAGCAGGGUGCCUCCGUCGUGGAGCAAACAGACUAUGCGGAGGAAAGAAAACGGGUAAGACCCGGUUAGGUAACGACCCAAAACUGCCGGUUAUUCCGAAAGGACAUUUAGUGGUUCAUGUCGGAGAAUCAGGAGACGAUACGAGGCGCGUGGUGGUUCCAGUGGUUUACUUUAACCACCCUCUGUUCGAUGAGUUGCUGGAGCAGGCGGAGCGGGUUUACGGGUUUGAUCAACCGGGUCGGAUUACGAUACCGUGUCGGGUCUCGGAUUUUGAAAAGGUUCAGAUGGCGAUCGCCGCAUGGGAUCAUUGCCGGCGAAAGCGGACUUUCAAGAUUCUCUAA